Messenger RNA from Peniophora sp. CBMAI 1063, 1314 nucleotides. NCBI's taxonomy places the organism in Eukaryota, Fungi, Basidiomycota, Agaricomycetes, Russulales, Peniophoraceae. The record is from the annotation of a GenBank genome assembly.
AUGCCAACCGCAUCUUCCUCCUCGUUUCAACUUGAGCCAGAUCUGGCGCCAGUGCCUUCUUGUCGACCAUGGAAGCACCUCGAGAAUCCAGCUGCCGAGGAGUGGAUACGUGGGCCGAAGGAGAUCCAUAACUAUCCCAACCGCGGAGACUUCGUUAUCUUGUCGAUCAACCCCGUCGCCACCGUUGCCCAUCUCAACGCUGCUGCAAGGAAAGCCGCUAGACGGAUACCGAGACGCAAAUAUGUGGCGUUGGCCGUUCAGACCCACGGAUUGCCUAUUCCUAAUAAGCCGACCCAUCCCUACGACUUCCUAUUCGUUCGCAAAGGCCGUCCCCAGCCUAGACUUCCAAACGUUGACACCGUGGACUCAUGCUUUGCCAUCCUGCCUAACGACGCUUCCAUCCCUAAUCGACCUACCGUCUGCCCCGCUCAACCGCUUCCCUGGGAUGACUGCUAUCUCGACACCACAUACGGAUUUCCAUAUCCUUGCCGCGUCACGUCCAUCAGUCGAGACUACACCUCUGUUCUACCAAUGCUCGAUCGCGAGAUCAUACGCAUACGGAAUAUCCUACAGAAGCACCGGUUUGGCUUGACCAAUAUACGUAUGGAGCAGGGUGACAAGUGGCCACAACCCUUCGACUUCGUUGAAUUGCCCCCCCUCCCCGUUGCAACGACCGAAGUGGACGAAGGGGCAGAAUCAAACGCCUCAGGGCAACCGGCACGGAAUGAAUCCGACCCGGUACCUUCAAACCAUCCCGACGAUAUCUCUAUCAUUGGAAGCGACGAUGGCAGCCAGAGCGAACAUCAUGACGCGGAUGCACCCGAGGCUGGCGACGAAGAGGGGCUCGAGAUGUUUCUCGCAUUCGAAUCCAUGAUGAGCGACGUUGGCGACCUUCGUGAUCCCGUAGUUGAUGUCUGGUAUGAUCUCGAUAUGGUCACAGAGAUAGUGGAUCCCGUUCACUUCUUAGAAGACGUCAAGCGUCUGACCAUGAUCAUGGACGAGGCAGAGAUGCGUCUGGGACGGCACCCGGACCCAAUGGUGCCAGACUACGUGUCGGACUCGGACCCUGAGCAGUCGAGUCUGCGUGAAGGUCAUGACGGUCGCCGCUCGAUAGAGCACUCAUUGGAUGGUGAGACAGAUUCCGCAAGUACUGGGCCACAACCAGAGACCCGGACAGAAUCAUCGCGUGCUCGGUUAGGUUCCACGACCUCAAAACUCUUCCUACGCGCACGUAUUCUCUUGCUCAAGAUCGGUCUUGUACGCUCUGGCAAGUCGGCUAAUUCUCGGUCUCAAGGUUUCAAGUCAGGAGUAUGA